Molecule: messenger RNA, 612 nt
Organism: Ceratitis capitata (Mediterranean fruit fly)
Lineage: Eukaryota; Metazoa; Arthropoda; Insecta; Diptera; Tephritidae
Exons: 1
Coding region: 1-612 (203 amino acids)
Source: RefSeq, a predicted model, not a curated record
AUGUCGUCUGUUAAUACGCGAGACUCUGCAUUAAACGCUAUCAAAAGGUAUAUGACAAAAAGCAAGGAUGAAGCUUUUGUCAUGGAUAGUGACAGUGUUGCGAGUUAUUUGCAGCUCCUCAACGAACAGUGGGCACGUUUCAACACUGCACAAGGUGAAGUUGAACUAUCGUGUGGUCUCGACAAUGCAGAAGUAGAGGAGAGUGUUCGCGUACAAGGUGAAUCCUGGUAUGCCACAGCCUUAGCUAAUUUCAAGCGUGAGCAAAGGUGUAGGGUGGAACCGACAACGCAACUUGUGACAUCGCCAACGUCUGUGUCCGCAGCAAUUCGUUUACCUAAAAUGGAUUUACCAACGUUUGCCGGCGAUUCCACAUAUUGGAUAGCUUUCUACGAUGCUUUUUGUUCGUUAGUUGAUACUAAUCCCACUUUAUCGGAUGGACAAAAACUGCAUUACCUACGCAGUUGUCUAAAAGGCGACGCUCUCAACAUUAUCAGUGGGUUUAAGGUAUGUGACGCUAAUUACACAGAGGCGUGGGAUCUUCUCAAAUCUCGGUACAAAAUAAUGCGAGUUAUUGUUGAGGCGCAUUUACGGGAGAUGUUUGCUAUUCCGUAA